Cinclus cinclus is the source of this 738-nucleotide messenger RNA. It is a transcript of the gene MRPS24, whose product is annotated as mitochondrial ribosomal protein S24. The record is from RefSeq and is a predicted model, not a curated record. Bases 1 to 492 code for a protein of 163 amino acids. Gene Ontology annotation, biological process: translation. The transcript is spliced from 4 exons. Lineage: Eukaryota; Metazoa; Chordata; Aves; Passeriformes; Cinclidae. Gene Ontology annotation, cellular component: mitochondrion.
AUGGCGGCGGCUGCGCGCGCGCUGCGGGUCCUUCCCCGUGCCCUGCAUGUCCCCAGUGCCACCCGGCAGCUCCACACCACCCCCGCCUGCCUCAAGACACGGGCGGCUCGGGUGCGUGUGGGCAAGGGGGACAAGAUGGUGACCUACGAGCAGGCACACGCCCCACACUACAUCGGCCACCGCAAGGGGUGGCUGUCCCUGCACACCGGGAACCUGUGUGGCGAGGCGGGCGCGGCACAGCGGGCGGUCGAGGACACGUUCCUGCGGCGGUUCCUGUUCGGGACCUUCCCGGGGCUGCUGGCGGAUGAGGUGGUGCUGAAGCGCCGCGGGAACCUGCUGGUGAUCUGUGCCCUGCUGGGCCGGGCGCUGCCACCCUACAAGCUCUACUUCCUGCUGGGCUACGCCGAGACCCUGCUGGGCCACUUCUACAAGUGCCCCGUGCGCCUGGAGCUGCAGACGGUGCCCGCCCGCGUGCCCUACAAGUACCUGUAGGGCUGGGAAUGAUCCUGUAAACAUCCCACAGGGAAUGCCCUAUAAACACCCCUGAAGGAACGCUCUGGGAUAUCCUCACUGUGCCCUACAAGUACCUGUAGGGCUGGGAAUGAUCCUGUAAACAUCCCACAGGGAAUGCUCUAUAAAUGAAGGAACACUCUGGGAUAUCCCGGCUGUGCCCUGCAAGUGCCUGUAGGGCUGGGAAUAAACCUAUGAACCUCUCACAGGGAAUGCCCUAUAAAUGUC